Zootoca vivipara (common lizard) is the source of this 3246-nucleotide messenger RNA. Its product is annotated as estradiol 17-beta-dehydrogenase 11-like. Lineage: Eukaryota; Metazoa; Chordata; Lepidosauria; Squamata; Lacertidae. Gene Ontology annotation, molecular function: oxidoreductase activity, acting on the CH-OH group of donors, NAD or NADP as acceptor; steroid dehydrogenase activity. The record is from RefSeq and is a predicted model, not a curated record. Gene Ontology annotation, cellular component: lipid droplet.
CCUCAGUGUGCAAGAUCUUUUCUCCAAAGAAGAUGCACCUCUUGCUCGAGAUCCCUGUGUUUCUCCUUGUAGUCCUCUACUCCUAUUUAGAGGCUCUUGUCAAGCUUUUCGUUCCCGUGAAGGAAAAAUCUGUCAGCGGACAAAUAGUUCUGAUCACUGGAUCUGGCCAUGGGCUUGGGAGAGCCACUGCUUACGAAUUUGCGAGGCGUCAAUGCAAGUUAGUUCUGUGGGAUAUCAACAAGAAUGGCGUUGAAGAAACUGCUGAAGAAUGCAGGAGGCUGGGAGUCACAGCACAUGCUUUUGUGGUGGACUGUAGCAAGAAAGAGGACAUCUACAGCACUGCAGAGAAGGUGAAAAGGGAGAUUGGUGAUGUGGACAUCUUGAUGAACAACGCCGGGGUGAUCUCCCCAACAGAUGUGCUGUCAACUGAGGAUCAAGCCAUUCAAAAAAUGUUUGAAGUCAACAUCCUUGCUCACUACUGGACCACAAAAGCAUUUCUACCGACCAUGAUGAACAACAACCACGGCCAUGUCAUCACCGUGGCUUCUGCGGGGGGACACAUAGUGGCUCCAUUCGUCGUGGCUUAUUGCUCGUCCAAAUUCGCUGCAGUUGGGCUUCACCGAGCUGUGACAGAAGAGCUGUCUGCCUUGAAGAAAGACGGGGUCAAGACUUCAUGCAUCUGCCCUAUGUUUAUAAAUUCCGACUUCGUCAAAAAUCCAUCUUCAAGAUUAAUGCCUCCUUUGGAGCCUGAAGAAGUUGCAAAUCAAGCAAUAAAGGGAAUUCUAACCAAUGAGAGCAUGAUUUUCAUCCCGCGAUUUCUGAAAGUCUGUGUCAUGCUGGAUAGGUUCCUUCCAGCUCGUGGAGCUAAAGCUUUGUGGAAGCUGAAUGAACUUAAAUUUGAUUUUACCAUUGGAUACAAGCACAAGGAAAACUAAGGGGAUGGGAUUCCUGUUUUUAAUUGCUUUUAACUCUUUGAAGCUUUAAUUCUGGAUAAAAUCUAAUCUGUUAUGAAACCUAUCAACACUUUCUUGUAGCAACCUAUCUAUGUAUGAAUGGCAUGGAGAAAUCAACUUUUCCUUUCAAUUGAAAUGAUGUCUUCCUAUCUCUUAAGAAUGGUGUAAUCCAGAGUUACGUUCCCUCCCUCUCUAAACAAAGAAAUAAUUAUGUUUUGUUUCAUGAAACGAAUGAAGCCUCUAACUCCAUUCUCUCAGGGAGAAAUGCAAGAUGCCAUUGGACGGUGGAUGAGGCAUUUACAACUUCCCCCCUGGAAGUAUGAAAUAAUGCAGCGGAACCCAAUAAACAAACAUGAGUGUAAAACAUGGUUUUCCUACUGUAUGAUCAUGGAUGUAAUGUUGGUGGGAGGCAGGGGAGGAUGUCUCCUUCAUACUUUACAAACUCUGCUAGGAAAUAUCAGGUUCAAACAACAUUAAUAGCAUGAAUAUUUAUGAGUGCCCACAUUUUUUCACUCAUGGGAUCCUUUGUUUUGUGCCUGGAAAAUGCAUGUCACAAUGGCAAGCAAUUUAGUAUUUCCUGCUGAGAGUCUACAAACAGAAGCAUGUCUGGCUGAUUUUACCCAUUCCUGGAUGUUUUUCUCCCAUCAAAACCAACCUUUGCCACCAGUAUUACCAUUAGCACUGUGUCAGUCGUUGCUCCUCUAAUUACUGCCUUUAUCAGUGAAUCAUACUUUCUACUUGUGUGUCAAGCCUCUCCCAUUGUUUAAAUAAUUCUAUGGCAUUGCCAGCUAAACAUUUGAUAUACAGAUAUAUCAUGAUUUGUGAAAUAAGGGUAGAACUAUGUAGAGUCGAACAGUAGGGCUGGGUGAUAUCUGGUUUUCAUCAUCAUGAUAUAUCACCAGCUAAACAUCACACGGGUGGCGCUGUGGUCUAAACCACAGAGCCUAGGGCUUGCCAAUCAAAAGGUCGGCAGUUCGAAUCCCCACGACGAGGUGAGCUCCUGUUGCUUGGUCCCAGCUCCAGCCAACCUAGCAGAUUGAAAGCACGUCAAAGUGCAAGUAGAUAAAUAGGUACCGCUCCGACGGGAAGGUAAACGGCAUUUCUGUGCGCUGCUCUGGUUCGCCAGAAGUGGCUUAGUCAUGCUGGCCACAUGACCUGGAAGCUGUACACCGGCUUCCUCGGCCAGUAAAGCGAGAUGAGCGCUGCAACCCCAGAGUUGUCCAUGACUGGACGUAACGGCUGGGGAUCCCUUUACCUUUUAAACAUCAUGAUAGACUUGUACAGUAUAUCACAAUGUCUGAAAUAAGGAUGGAGCUAUGUAGAGGCAUUGUCUGGUUCCACGGUUUUUCCCACAUUGUGAUUUUUGCAUAGUGCGUAAACACACACACACAAUUCACAAUAUAUUGCCAGGUCAAAAAUUAUGAAACCAAUAUCACAAUAUGGAUUUCAAACCAGUUUUGGAUGAUAUAUUGAUAUAUCGCCCAGCCCUAGUGGAGUCACAGCAAUAGCAAAGCCUGGAUAGCUCAGCUGGUGUUGAUAAUGCCAAGGUUGCAGGUUCGAUCCCUGUAUAGGACAGCUGCAUAUUCCUGCAUUGCAGGAGGUUGGACUAGAUGAUCCUCAGGGUCCCUUCCAACUCUGCAAUUCUAUCAUUCUAUGAUUGUAUGGCAGUGGUGUUGCUGCUGCUUACUGCAAAGGAGAGAGGCAAGGGAACUGCAAGGGGGAGCUGCACAGGCACACAAAGCCACUUCCGCGCCUGCUAUGGAGGUGGGGUUGUGGGCUUCCCGACUGAACCAUUGCGCAGGGGGCUGCUAGCUCCGCCCCUGCGCGAUGGAAGGUUCCCGCCUGCAUCACACCCGGAUCGACCAAUCAGGUUGGUCGGGGGCGGGGGCUUUGAGUUUAAAGCUCCCUGCAGGCGGGAACUCUGCUCUCUGGGGAGGGGCAGGUUACGUCAGCAACUGCCCAAAUUUGGAGAAGUAAUUCCUUUAAAGCAUUCCGGGGGCGGGGCUUGGUCCUGAGCCUGGAGAUGCCAGGGCUGUAGGGCACGCCCCUUCGGUGGCCACAGGAGGAGUUCCGGUAGAUGUACAUCACUGUGCUCCUUACUGGUGGUCAACUUCUCACGGGCUCCAACACACGGGUUGGAGUCGGAUAUAGUCUGAUAGGUUCCAACGCCUAAGCCAAUUCCGCUCAACGUUCGUAAUCAAUAAAGUUGUGGCCUUAACCACCCAAUUAAACUCAUUUACCGCGUCUUGUGUAUUUAUUACACGGGAAGGAGGGACAUUGCCACACAACCAGU